AUGUUGGACUUGCUCGCUACUUUUCAGGCACUUCCGAUGUGGCAGCAAGUAAUCGGCGGUAUUUUUCUGGCGAUUUUCUUGUCUGUUGUUGUCAAUGUGCUCUCGCAAGUACUCCUGCCUCGCAAUAAGUCGCUGCCCCCUGUCGUGUUCCACUGGUUCCCGGUGAUUGGUUCCGCCGUGACGUAUGGCAUGGACCCAUACCGCUUUUUCUUUGAGUGCCGUGAGAAGUACGGUGAUGUGUUUACGUUCAAGUUACUGGGUCGAAACCUUACUGUGGCUCUUGGUCCAAAGGGCUCAAAUUUAGUGUUCAAUGGUCGUCUGAACCAGGUUUCCGCAGAAGACGCGUAUACGUCCCUUACCACACCCGUCUUUGGUAAGGGCGUUGUGUACGAUGUUCCGAACGCGGUGCUCAUGGAGCAGAAGCGCUUUGUGAAGGCUGGUCUAUCUGUGGAGAACUUCCGUACUUAUGUGACACUGAUUGCGGCAGAGGUCAAAGACUUCAUUAAGACGGACCCUGCAUUUUUGCCGCUGCAGAAGGGAAGCCCGUCGGUUGUGGUGGAUAUCUUCAAUGCUUUCAGUGAAAUUACGAUCCUGACUGCCAGUCGCACUUUGCAAGGAAAGGAAGUGCGCGAAAAUUUGGACAAGUCGUUUGCAAAACUCUACCAUGACCUGGACUCUGGAUUUACACCAAUCAACUUUGUUAUUCCCAACCUGCCUCUGCCUAACAACUUCCGCCGUGACCGUGCGCAGCGUCAAAUGAGUGACUUUUACAUGGGCAUCAUUAAAAAGCGCCGUGAGGGAAGCAUCGAGGGUACGGAACAUGAUAUGAUCAAUGCCCUUAUGGAACAAUCCUACAAGAAUGGACGUGAGAUUAACGACAGAGAGAUCGCUCAUAUGAUGAUUGCUCUUCUUAUGGCGGGUCAACACACUUCGAGUGCCACAGGUAGCUGGGCAAUGCUUCGCUUGGCAAGCCGUCCUGAGUUUAUCGAGGAGCUGUACGAAGAGCAGGUCAAAGUUUUCAGCGAUGGUGCUGGUGGUUUCUCUCCUUUGGACUAUGACAUUCAAAAGUCGUCGCUACCGGUUCUUGACGCGGUGAUUCGUGAGACACUGCGCAUGCAUCCUCCGAUUCACAGCCUUAUGCGUAAGGUGAAGUCGGAUAUUCCUGUUCCUCCUACUCUGGCCGCGCCCAAGUCUUCCAAGCCAGGUGACAACAAUGCGUAUGUUAUCCCCAAGGGUCACUAUGUGAUUGCGGCUCCUGGUGUGUCGCAGAUCGAUCCCCAUCUCUGGGAAGAUGCGGAUGUAUUUGACCCGCAUCGCUGGUUGGGUGAUCGCGCAAAGAAGUACGAACAGUCAGACGACAAGCAAGAGGAUUUCGGUUGGGGUAUGGUCAGCACAGGCGCGAACAGCCCCUACCUGCCCUUCGGCGCUGGCCGCCACCGCUGCAUUGGUGAGCAGUUUGCUUAUCUCCAGCUAGGCACGAUUAUCGCUACAUUUGUGCGCGCCUUCAAGUGGCGUCUGGAAGACAAGCUUCCUCUGCCUGACUACACAUCGAUGGUCGUCUUGCCGUCGCAGCCGGCCAACGUGGUGUUCACCCCUCGCAAGUGA
Messenger RNA from Malassezia sympodialis ATCC 42132, 1605 nucleotides. RefSeq names its product cytochrome P450. The record is from RefSeq and is a predicted model, not a curated record. Lineage: Eukaryota; Fungi; Basidiomycota; Malasseziomycetes; Malasseziales; Malasseziaceae. Gene Ontology annotation, molecular function: heme binding; iron ion binding; oxidoreductase activity, acting on paired donors, with incorporation or reduction of molecular oxygen.